This is a messenger RNA of Quercus lobata, 1168 nucleotides long. RefSeq names its product carboxypeptidase. The coding region runs from base 148 to 543 and encodes 131 amino acids. The transcript has 4 exons. NCBI's taxonomy places the organism in Eukaryota, Viridiplantae, Streptophyta, Magnoliopsida, Fagales, Fagaceae. The record is from RefSeq and is a predicted model, not a curated record.
UAUCUCUUUGUUUGCUUGUAGAUUUAAACGGAGUUCGUCUAUUUUCAAAGCAGAUUGAAAGAGAGAGUAAGGAAAGUGGAAGAAGAAAAUUCGGUGUUUGUCUUUGUUUGUUUCAAGACUCAGUGACUUGGAGAGAGAGAGAGAGCCAUGGUUGUUGGGUUGAGAUUGUUCCAUCAAAACCCAUUGAUUGUUCCUCAAGUCCAAGGACUAGCAACGAAGAUAUUACCGCUGGGAACUCUUAAUGUUCAAUGCUCGGCGAAACCAGCAGCAACACAGUACAAUAAUAAUGAGAAAUAUAGCCUAAGAACGUGUAAGAAUUGCAAGACCCAAUAUGACCCAGCUCUCAAUCACCCUCGCUCUUGUCGCUACCACACUGCUCACUUUGGUGGAGAAACAAGGAGGAAAUUUGAGAGCGUUUACUCAGGAGGCACCAUGGAUUCUCCCGACUCUGGAAAAGUCUUUCAAUACUGGCAUUGCUGUGGUUCUGAAGACCCCUUUGACCCCGGAUGUACUGCUGCUCCGCAUUCCUCUUAUGAUGACUGAUGCAGUUAACAGUCUUCCACAAUGAAUACAUGCCAAUUCCCUUUAGCAAAUCAGAAUGUAAGAGUGUGAGAUUCUUGCAUGGGAGAGGAUCAAGUUUAGCCAUGGUUUUUGCUGCUAGAAGAGACUCGUACGAGCCUGCAGAUUAUAAUGGAGGAUGCUUGGUCGAUGAAAGUAUGAUCAUUUUGAGGAAACGCAUACAUGAGAUGAAGAUGAUUGAAAGGAACUACGAACCUCCAGAGGAUUGGAUGGAGUGGGAGAAGCAGUAUUACACAUGUUAUGAUGAAUAUAUUUGUACACUAGUGGGGUUAUUGCAAUCACAUUUGAUGAACACAAGGCCUAGCUUGGCUCUUGGGAUGCUUGCACUCAUCACGAUGAGUGUUCCGGUGUCGACGGUCAUGGUUGUGCAUCAUUUCAUGGAGGUGGCCAAUGGUGUCUUCUCUGCCAUUCAUCUUGGUUGAUAUGGUUUGAUUUCGUGAAUGUAAAUUAUGUAAUUUUAUAGAGUUUUGUAUAUAGUUCAUUUUCAUCUUUUCCCAAACUUUUUACCGGGAAAUGAUAAGAUUCUUUGUAUUAACUGUGUUGUUUGAAGAUCUUUUAAUUUAAUCAAAUUCAAGGUCAUAUGGCAAAU